Molecule: messenger RNA, 5436 nt
Organism: Oncorhynchus kisutch (coho salmon)
Lineage: Eukaryota; Metazoa; Chordata; Actinopteri; Salmoniformes; Salmonidae
Product: FERM, ARHGEF and pleckstrin domain-containing protein 1
Exons: 27
Coding region: 276-3269 (997 amino acids)
Cellular component (GO): cytoskeleton
Molecular function (GO): guanyl-nucleotide exchange factor activity; cytoskeletal protein binding
Source: RefSeq, a predicted model, not a curated record
GACUGCAAUAAACUCAAUGGAAGUCUGCGUAACGCAGUGUUUGUUAGCCGUCAGUCAGUCGAGCCGAUAUGGCGACCAGGAAGAAUCUGCGUUUUAGAGCCGCUUCUCCUUUCUGAAACUUUAAAAUGCUUCAAAUCAGCGCAGUUGGAUCGUAAAGGAAUGCACCUCGGUCAACACACUGUUGGAAAAUAUACACGUGGACAAAUCUCUCCCAAUUGGAAGGAAAAAGGGUGUGUGAGGGUAGUAGAGAGGCUGAUUCUGCUGACUGAGGCACCAUGGUGGAGCCAGGGGACAGGGAGGUGGCUGGCCAGAGGCUGGGGAUCCCAGAGAGUUUAGGGGUGUCUACCCUGGAACCAGGUCAGCGACCCCCAACCACGCCCCCAGGACGACAGGUCUCUAUCCGGGUACAGCUGCUGGACGACGUCACCGAGGUCUUCGACAUAUCACAACGAGCCCCAGCCAAGGCUCUGUUUGACCUGGUGUGUGUCCAUCUGAACCUGGCUGAAAGAGACUACUUCGGUCUCCAGUACCAGAACCCCAGGAGGAUGAUGGUCUGGUUGGACCUGCUGAAGCCCACCCUGAAACAGAUCAGACGUCCUAAGAACACCAUCCUUCGUUUCGUGGUGAAGUUCUUCCCUCCUGACCACACACAGCUGCUGGAGGAGCUGACACGCUACCUGUUUGCUCUCCAGAUAAAGCAUGAUCUGGCGUGUGGACGUCUGACCUGCAACGCCACCAGUGCUGCUCUGCUGGUCUCUCAUAUCGUCCAGUCUGAGAUCGGGGACUUUGACGAGGUCCAGAGUUUUCAGCACCUUCUUCACAACAAGUACAUGCCUAACCAGGACGCUCUGAUGGACAAGAUCACAGAGUACCACCACAAGCACGUAGGACAGACGCCAGCGGAGUCAGACUAUCAGCUAUUGGAGAUGGCCCGGCGGUUGGAGAUGUACGGAGUCAGGCUCCACCCUGCUAAGGACCGAGAGGGGACCAAGCUCAGUCUGGCUGUGUCUCAUAUUGGACUGCUGGUGUUUCAGGGACACACUAAGAUCAAUGCUUUUAACUGGUCUAAAGUCCGCAAGCUCAGCUUCAAGAGGAAACGUUUUCUCAUCAAACUCAGACCAGACCUCAAUCAGAGUGCGUACCAGGACACUCUGGAGUUUGUGAUGGCCAGUAGAGACUGCUGUAAGACCUUCUGGAAAAUAUGUGUGGAGUACCACGCCUUCUUCAGACUGUUUGAGGAACCCAAACCCAAAGCCAAAGCUGUUCUCUUCACCAGAGGGUCCUCCUUCAGGUUUAGCGGUCGGACACAGAAGCAGGUUUUCGAUUACGUCAAGGACUCAGAGUUCCAAAAGGUCCCUUUUGAAAGGAAACACAGUAAGAAGGUGUCCGGCAGCAGCCUGACACCCCAGGAUAGAAAGACAUCCACAGUGCCACAAGAGAGUGUCUCAGUGGACCAGACAGACUCUCCUCUCAGGUUGAUCAUCCAGGUCCCGGUGGACGACCCGACAGUGACCAACGGCCACCAGGCUGGGCCAGGGGGACCAGAGGCCCAGGCCCUAGCCUCCACCACGGGACACCCAGAGCAGCAGAUCUCAGGUGUGAUCUCAGGCAGCCCACCAGUGGUGGUGAACGGGCAGAAAGCCUUUCCCUUCGGCCCGGGUCAGAGCUCCAACGGGCACCAGCCCUCGCCCAUCAACGCCCAUUCCUGCCCCCUCUCAUCCCCCCUGUUCACUGACGCUGGCUACGUCCGCACGGAUGACGAGGACGAGGUUCGGAGGAAGAAGUGUCCAACUGACAAGGCCUACUUCAUCGCCAAGGAGCUUCUCACCACAGAGAGAACCUUUCUGAAGGACCUGGCAGUUAUAACCGUGUGGUUCCAGGCUGUGCUGGGUAAAGAGGACAUCCUGCCAGACUCAGUGAGGACUCUGAUCAACACCAACUAUGAUCCAGUCUAUCAGUUACACCAGGCCUUCCUCAAGGAGGUGGAGCAGAGGCUGCAGCAAUGGGAGGGGCGGUCCAACGCCCACAUUAAAGGAGACUACCAGCGUGUCGGUGACGUCAUGCUGAAGAACAUUCAGGGGUUAAAGCAGUUGACGUCCCUCCUGCAGCGUCACGGUGAGGUGUUGGUUGAGUUGGAGCGUUCGUGCCGUGCCUCCCAGCGGCUGCAGGAGUUGUGUCGAGAGUUUGAGCAGCAGAAGGUGUGUUACCUGUCCCUGAACAUGUUCCUGCUACGCCCCCUGCAUCGUCUGCUGCACUACAAACUGAUUCUGGAGAGACUCUGCAAACACUACCCCCCCACACACCAAGACUUCAGAGACAGCAGAGCUGCCCUAGCUGAUAUAUCAGAGAUGGUGCUGCAGCUUCAGGGAACCAUGAUGAAGAUGGAGAACAUCCAGAAGCUUCUAGAACUGAAGAAAGAUCUGACAGGCAUCCAGGACCUGGCUAUACCUGGCAGGGAGUUUAUCAGACUGGGCUGUCUCAGUAAGCUCUCAGGGAAAGGACUACAGCAAAGAAUGUUCUUCCUGUUCAGUGAUUCCCUGGUGUACACCAGCAGAGGUAUGACAGCAGACAACCAGUUCAAAGUUCACGGCCAGCUGCCUCUCUACGGCAUGACAAUCAGGGAGAGUGAGGAUGAGUGGGGAGUUCCUCAUUCCUUCACUCUGUUUGGUCAGCACCAGUCUGUCGUCGUGGCAGCAAGCUGUGUAUCAGAGAUGGUGAAAUGGAUGGAGGACAUCAGGAUGGCUGUAGUCCUGGUAGAACAGAGUAACAGACCUUCUACUGAUCUACUGUCCACCAGUCGAUCAGACCGCAAGUCUCCAGAAGAGGGCGGUGUGGAGGCUGAGUCAGAGGAGGAGCUGAGUGCGUCUCGUAGCUCAUUGGAGCGUCAGUCAGCACAGAGAGGAAACACGACAGUUCAUGUCUGCUGGCACCGCAACACCUCUGUGUCCAUGGUGGACUUUAGUGUGGCUGUGGAGAACCAGUUAUCAGGUAACCUGCUGAGGAAGUUUAAGAACAGUAAUGGAUGGCAGAAACUCUGGGUGGUCUUCACCAACUUCAGCCUGUUCUUCUACAAGUCACAUCAGGAUGACUACCCUCUGGCCAGCCUCCCGUUGCUAGGCUACUCGUUGACGGUUCCCGCGGAGACAGAGAACAUCCAGAAGGACUACGUUUUCAAGCUCCACUUCAAGUCUCAUGUGUACUACUUCAGAUCAGAGAGCCAGUACACCUUCCAGAGGUGGAUGGAGGUGAUCCGUAGUGCUACCUGUUAAGCUAGUCGACCCCUCCUGAGCCAGAGGAAGGAUCCUUACUGACCACGGAGCCAGUGAGGACUAGGAGGACACUGACCAACCCUCUUCUAGACGGCUCCUUCCUGUCCUUUAGGCCUCUUCUAGACGGCUCCUUCCUGUCCUUUAGGCCUCUUCUAGACGGCUCCUUCCUGUCCUUUAGGCCUCUUCUAGACGGCUCCUUCCUGUCCUUUAGGCCUCUUCUAGACGGCUCCUUCCUGUCCUUUAGGCCUCUUCUAGACGGCUCCUUCCUGUCCUUUAGGCCUCUUCUAGACGGCUCCUUCCUGUCCUUUAGGCCUCUUCUAGACGGCUCCUUCCUGUCCUUUAGGCCUCUUCUAGACGGCUCCUUCCUGCCCUUUAGGCCUCUUAUUUCACCCUGCCCUUUAGGCCUCUUAUUUCACCCUGCCCUCUCUUCACCUCUGGAGUACUGGCUCACUUUACUCCAGGUUACUUUACUAACCACCUGUCUGUAUUUCCACAACGUGACCCUUUUGGGUGUAUAUCCUCCUUCUCUCUAUAUAUGAAAACUCACUUUCUCUAAAUACUCUGGCCAUGAGGAGAUAUUCUCCUCCAGGAAUUUACGACCUCUCUGACCACAGCAUCCUGGGUGUAGGAGAGAGGAGAGAGAUGGUGCAGAGGUAUGACACCGGUGACCCCGCACAUUGACUCUGUACCGGUACCCCCUGCAUAUAGUCUCAUUACUAACCGGUGCCCCCUGCAUAUAGUCUCAUUACUAACUGGUGCCCCCUGCAUAUAGUCUCAUUACUAACCGGUACCCCCUGCAUAUAGUCUCAUUACUAACCGGUACCCCCUGCAUAUAGUCUCAUUACUAACCGGUGCCCCCUGCAUAUAGUCUCAUUACUAACCGGUACCCCCUGCAUAUAGUCUCAUUACUAACCGGUACCCCCUGCAUAUAGUCUCAUUACUAACCGGUACCCCCUGCAUAUAGUCUCAUUACUAACCGGUACCCCCUGCAUAUAGUCUCAUUACUAACCGGUGCCCCCUGCAUAUAGUCUCAUUACUAACCGGUACCCCCUGCAUAUAGUCUCAUUACUAACCGGUACCCCCUGCAUAUAGUCUCAUUACUAACCGGUACCCCCUGCAUAUAGUCUCAUUACUAACCGGUACCCCCUGCAUAUAGUCUCAUUACUAACCGGUACCCCCUGCAUAUAGUCUCAUUACUAACCGGUACCCCCUGCAAAUAGUCUCAUUACUAACCGGUACCCCCUGCAUAUAGUCUCAUUACUAACCGGUACCCCCUGCAUAUAGUCUCAUUACUAACCGGUACCCCCUGCAUAUAGUCUCAUUACUAACCGGUACCCCCUGCAAAUAGUCUCAUUACUAACCGGUACCCCCUGCAUAUAGUCUCAUUACUAACCGGUACCCCCUGCAUAUAGUCUCAUUACUAACCGGUACCCCCUGCAUAUAGUCUCAUUACUAACCGGUACCCCCUGCAUAUAGUCUCAUUACUAACCGGUACCCCCUGCAUAUAGUCUCAUUACUAACCGGUACCCCCUGCAUAUAGUCUCAUUACUAACCGGUACCCCCUGCAUAUAGUCUCAUUACUAACCGGUACCCCCUGCAAAUAGUCUCAUUACUAACCGGUACCCCCCUGCAUAUAGUCUCAUUACUAACCGGUACCCCCUGCAUAUAGUCUCAUUACUAACCGGUACCCCCUGCAUAUAGUCUCGCUAUGAUUAUUAUUACUGCUGCUCUUUAAUUAUUUGUUAAUUUGAGUUCUUAUUCAUUAUUUUUUACUGCAUUGUGACGAAUCAAAUUUGAUUUAAAUCUUUUCUUGCCCAUUCACCCUCUGAAUGGCAAAGAAUCAUUAUUUAACCCGUCUCCUCCCCUUCAUCUACACUGAUUGAAGUGAAUUUAAUUUUAGGUGACAUCAAUAAGGGAUCCUGGAUUCACCUGGUCAGUCUGUCAUGGGAAGAAUGAAUGUGGUGUUGGAAUGUGCUAAACAUUGAGAUGGUAAAUGAAUGAUAGGAAAUGAAAGAGACUGGGUGUUCUGUUAGAAUGGUUCUCUGAAGAAAGACAGAAGGCUUUGGAAUGUGUUUGAUGGAGGAGAGGACAGCGAUGUGUUGAUACAUGGGGAGACAGAUGGACAUCUGUGGAUUAGGUGAAGGAGGGGUUGAGGUCAGGAGGAGAG